Halichondria panicea is the source of this 1407-nucleotide messenger RNA. RefSeq lists its product as uncharacterized. The coding region runs from base 562 to 1239 and encodes 225 amino acids. Lineage: Eukaryota; Metazoa; Porifera; Demospongiae; Suberitida; Halichondriidae. The transcript has a single exon. The record is from RefSeq and is a predicted model, not a curated record.
AACAAACCAGUGGCGUACUGCCACACCUGCUCAGACUACCUGUGUGAAGAAUGUUUAAAAGCUCACAAAAAAGUAAAAGCUCUUCGAGAUCACAAGACAGUCACUAUCACUCCAGGGAAGGCUCUUGAUAUCGAGCCCCAGUCAAAGAAGAGCUAUUUGUGCAGUGUUCAUCCCGAAGAACCACUAAAGCUUUACUGCAAGAGUUGUAAGAGCUUGGCCUGCCUCCUGUGCUUUGUGGGGCUACACAACGGCCAUGACAUUGGAAGCAUUGAUGGCAAAACAAGACAAAAAGUGGAACAAAGUAUCAACAAUCUGGUGAAAGAAACAGAUUCGAAAUUGAUAGAAUUCGAAGACAACUUGAAAUACGUUUCUACCCUUGAAAAAGAAAAAACAAAAGCUCACAUUCCACUCAAAGCCCAAGUUGAUAAGAAGGUUAAUUUUCUCAUCCAACAACUUGAAGCAAGGCGUAAGGAACUACACAAGGAGAUUGACGAUGCUUGUACGAAAGACCUCAAAGAAUUGUGGGCACAGAAAGAAUACCACGAGACAGCCAUUACGAGCAUGGAGGGUGCUCUGAGCUUUGCCAGAAGAGCUCUAGCCUGCAAGGAAGACGCGGAACUACUGGCCCUCUGUGCACAAGUCACCUCCAGACUGAAAGAGCUGAGUCAGCUAAAAUGGGACAGUCAAGCCACAGAGAAAAUCGAAAUGACAACCCUUGAAUUCAAAGAAACUAACGAGCAAACAUACAUGUAUGCACAUCCUGUAGUGGUUCGUUUAAAAAAGGGGGAAGUACCAUCCAGUUUUAAACUUGUUGGGGAGUUACGAUCAACAGCUGCUAGGCCAACCAUACAAAUCACCACCGAUAAACAAGAAUAUCGUGUCCUAUAUCCUUUAGGUGAAGACGCUCGCAUUCAAGUUACAGCAAGAGUGAAAAUUAAUGGAAAGAAUGCUCUAAACAACACAAAAAUAACUAUUUCAGCCACUGAUUCACGUAAAGGUUACCCAGCAUCUUACUACGGUGCUGAACAAUUUGAUUUUCAAGAAAAUGCUGAACCCAAUAGUUGGACAGUCAAGUUCAAUCCUAAAACUGAAAAGAAGUACAGAAUUGUAAUUCUAGCAUGUGGGAAAUAUGGAGACACAAUUCUGGAAGGCAGUACUGAACAUAUCGUUCAGGUAGAGAGAGUCAAAAGUGAACCACACGUGUAUCCAGAUUUUGUCAAAAGAAAAAUUAGAUUGUAAUUGACACAGUCAUGUAGUUAUAAGUUAUGUACAUACUGUGCACAUGACUGUAAUGAUCUCUUAAAACGUACAAUUUAUUAAGUGCGUGUAACCAUGCAUACGAAAUGCAGAUCAUAUUUUACACUGUAUACAAGGCCCACAACAACAAUCUACGUUUAUCAACCUACA